AUGCACAGAAGCAAAUGCACCUUGGUGGAAUCACUUCCACAAGAAGUUGUAAACAAGGAUCUGUUACAAGCGGUAGAAAAAGUGUACAAACCCCUGCUAGUGCUGAUGAAGUGCUUUGGGUUAUAUUUUGAUGACGAACCUAUAAGCGGCCUGACACAGACACCUCAUUGCUCCAGAAGUAAGGGUUGUAAAUCUCGCUUUUACUGUGGCAUUGGAGUUGCUGGUUUGUGGUUUAAUGUCGCAAUGCCUUUAGUGGGUGUCUUUUACGACUCUGAUGAUCUUUUUCUUCUCUUGGUGUUUGUAUUGUGGUCUCUUUUGGCUGCCCUUAACGGGACAAUCUGUUUGAUUGUGUUGCCUUUGAGGAAAAAAAGGGAAUCUCGCUUUAAAAAUUUUCUCCUAAAGCUCGUCACUAUUCGCACUGGAAGUAUAGACUUUAAAAUAGUGAGAUCUAAAGCGAAGAAUUUUUUGAUAAUGUUUUUGAUCUUCUUUGCAUUUUCUCUAGUCAGUGCGGUGAUACUUUAUAAAAUAGAAAAUAUGAGCUUCGCAAACUAUAAACCGUGGCAGGCAUGGUAUGGAUUUAGAGUAGUAGGGUUACUCAUUCUUAUUUUGGGCUGUGGUUUUUGGUUGCUGCCAGUUAUAUUUUCCUGUAUUUCUUGCUUGGUCAUUGAAACACUUUUCGACGACCUUUAUGCAAAAAUGCCAGCUAUGGAGAUGACAGAAUUAAAGGCAAGACAUCAAAGAUUAUGUGAAGUGGUUGAGCUUGCUGACCGUAUGUUUUCUCAUCUCCUCAUCGUUAUCGUCGGGUUGAGCAUCGCGCUUAUUUGUUUCUAUUUCUACCACAUCGUCAACUUCGUUCAGAUCGGUAGUUACAUUUCUCUCUUUGUAACCAGCUUCUGGAUUCUGUCAACGAUGGUUCUUUUAGCAGUUAUAAUGGUCUUUGGAUCAAGAGUCAACGAAAAGGUAAGCAAUCGAAUUGGCGCAUCAACAAAUAUGAUCAAGAUGUUAGCGGAUUUGUACUGAAUUAAAUAUCUGUCGGGCCCUAGGUAAAUAAUUCUGUAUUCAUUUGUCAGGGGCCAUAUAAAAGUGGAUUUUUUUAACCCUUUGGAAUAAGCUUUACAGUCAGACUUGUAGACAAAUGUUUCAACUAAGCAACGACAUGAAAUACUCAAAGACUGUAACCUGUCUUUUUUUUCUUUUUGGAAACAGAUUCAUUGUGCAGGAAAAAGUUGUCAAGUGCAUUUAUAAUUUAUAAUACUUAGAGUAAGGUAAACCUGAAAGCUGAGUUCUCAUAAGAAGAAAAAAAUUAAGUGGUACCACUAUUAAAGUAAAGGUACUGCAAUUCAUAACUGUUAAAGAUAGAAAACAUGCCAAAUAAUGCAAAACAAAUUUUCAAGCGAUCAACAAUUUAGACCACUAAAAUUACAAUACUGAGGUUUUACUAAAUUUUAUCAGAUAGUUGUGUAUACUUGUUACAGCUUCAUACUCAAGUUGCCCAAGAGAAUUGAAUUAAUGCAUGUAAACACGCACGCACGUGCAAAUUUCGCAUUACCUUUCGGGUUUCCUAGUGAUCGAUUUGUAAAUAAAAGAAUAUAUAAAUUUGCAAAAUACAAAGGAUUUUUAAUUACAUUUUUUUGAAAACCUUUAUUAUGGAGACACCUGCUUGUCGCUUCGGAAGGGUAAGAAACAAACAAAAUAUAAAGUAAUUAUUUAGAACAUUUUUGAUUUUUUAUUGUAAUUAUUUUUUUACCUAGGACGUCAAAAAACUGCGCCACUGUUUUUUUAGUAACUCUACCAAAACGCGGUCAUUUCUUUUUUUUGUUGUUCUUUAAAACCCAUUCCACCCGCCCUUUUUUAUACAAAGAAAUUUUUUGUUUACCCUUUUCAGAAAUGAAAUUAUAUGUUUUAUAAAGGCUGGUUGUCAUUCAAAAGACUCAUUGGCUGCGUCCAGUUCACAGUUUAUGUUUGUAAGUCAAUCUUUCCGUCUCAAAGGGAUUCUACACAAAUUGUAAAUUAGGCCGAUUUUUGUGUUAAGAAUAAUUAUGUUUCCUUUGCAAAGUAGGACGACAAACCGGGCGUGUAAACUACCAUUUAGAUCUUACAUCAUAAUAUCUGAUACUCAGUAACCUUCAGUAUCAGUUGUACUUUUUGUUUCUUCUGAGAAAAAGACCAAGGAAGUUGAACAUUUCUCUCUAUGAAUAACCAAUUUGUUGUCUACAAAUACUGCCCUUUGCGUGUUGCGUAUUUUUAAUGCGGCUUAUUCUGCCCUAGACUUAGACCCUGUUUACAUGGAGUGGGGGACCCCGGUGUAGUAAGGUAGGUUUCUUUUGUUUUGUGUCCCCCAGAGCGUGAAAACAAAAGAAACCAACCCCACUACACCGGGGUCCCCCACACCGUGUAAACAGGCCCUUAAUAAACUACAGCAAGGUUACGAGUCUGUCUAUGAAAAAAUCGACAAAACUUAUACGUUAUUUCUUUUCGGCGAGAAUGAAAAAUGAACACAGGCGCAUAUCACAUGUAUANUGUAAGUCAAUCUUUCCGUCUCAAAGGGAUUCUACACAAAUUGUAAAUUAGGCCGAUUUUUGUGUUAAGAAUAAUUAUGUUUCCUUUGCAAAGUAGGACGACAAACCGGGCGUGUAAACUACCAUUUAGAUCUUACAUCAUAAUAUCUGAUACUCAGUAACCUUCAGUAUCAGUUGUACUUUUUGUUUCUUCUGAGAAAAAGACCAAGGAAGUUGAACAUUUCUCUCUAUGAAUAACCAAUUUGUUGUCUACAAAUACUGCCCUUUGCGUGUUGCGUAUUUUUAAUGCGGCUUAUUCUGCCCUAGACUUAGACCCUGUUUACAUGGAGUGGGGGACCCCGGUGUAGUAAGGUAGGUUUCUUUUGUUUUGUGUCCCCCAGAGCGUGAAAACAAAAGAAACCAACCCCACUACACCGGGGUCCCCCACACCGUGUAAACAGGCCCUUAAUAAACUACAGCAAGGUUACGAGUCUGUCUAUGAAAAAAUCGACAAAACUUAUACGUUAUUUCUUUUCGGCGAGAAUGAAAAAUGAACACAGGCGCAUAUCACAUGUAUACACCAUGCUUACCUUACUUUUUACCGGUACCGACUAAAACUGGGUAUUUCUUCAAAACCUUCCUCUUUCCAUUUGCGACCAGAAAAUUAAUUUAAGCUUGUGCCUUCUGUAUAUUAAACAGGAGGCCAUUGAAAACAUCUCUCUGUCUCAAAUCUACUUUUAAUACAGUUCAUGACAUGCAACAAGAUAGAAUCAUCUCUCUUGCUUGAAAUAAUUAAGGAUGACUUUACAACAAAACUAAAACCAGAAAAAAACUGCAGAUAAUAAUUACUCAGACUCAUUUUGGAUGCAGCCUCUUAAAGCGAGUGAGCAUGUUUAACUUUCGCUUUCAUUGGAUCCAUUCCUCAACCCCAAAACCAAAGAAAACAAACCAGCUUCGAAUACUACUACUACUACUACUACUACUACUACUACUACUGCUACUGCUACUGCUACUGCUACUGCUACUGCUACUGCUACUGCUACUGCUACUGCUACUGCUACUGCUACUGCUACUGCUACUGCUACUGCUACUGCUACUGCUACUGCUACUGCUACUACUACUACUACUACUACUAAUAAUAAUAAUAAUAAUCUUGAAAGCAGCUGUAUUUCAUUUUGUCGUGCGGCAUGGACUAAUUAAAAAUUUGAAAUGUUAAAAUAUUUUUCCUAUAGUCCGCCAUAACAGCCUGCAUGAACUAUUAAACGCAGACAUCGCGGAUGCGACACUUUGCUCGACGAAAAACCAAAUAAACAAUUACGUUUUGACAAACAGAAAGAAAGAAACUUGGCAGCAGUUGUAUGUCAAACUGUGGUGGCAGUAAAAGAACACGAUAAUAUUAAAAGUCAACUGAAAAGAAAAAUAGGCUUCAGUUGUCCGCAAGACGGUCUGUCGGCAAACAACAGACUUGUCGGGGUGGGGGGGGGGGACUAGUUAUUUCCGGACUGUGACCAAAAGCGUGACCGAGCAAAAAGCAAGGCAAAGCCUCAUAAAGGUAAACAAGUUUUUGAACUCUACAAUAAAAAUGCAUCGCAGAUUUCCCGCCAAGAAAAUGUAGCAUACUCCUCUCCCGGACGAGCUAACUUCUGACUGAGUGUACGGACCGGCGUAAGCUGACGUCACAACCAGAAUUUCUCGGAUAAACAGAUUAUUAUUUUUUUUUUUCUUCGCAAUGGGGCUCCGCUUCGCGCACGCGUUAAGCUCUGCUAUUAAUUGACUAUUAACUUGUUCACUUCUCUGGCCUUUACACCUAAAAUCUUAACCAUUGAAAACCAAAAAAAAAAACAAGCAGAAAGAACAACAAAAUGGCAACAAAAAAUAAUAAUAAAACCUUUACCCACACGCUUAAUUUUCGGUCUGUUGUCAUAAAGCCUCUAGUCCUCUGCUCGUUGGCUAUUUUAAAAUCACGCUAACUGGCUAAUGGUCCCAGGAAUCUUAGUUUCAACCACAAAACGAAAAGUCCAUCCAAUUCAAAUUGUAAAGUAAAUGAGGUACUAUCUAUAAGAUCUCUUUGAUUGCUUCCAAUUAUCCAGGUGCAAGGUGUUGAACAGAUUUUGAAGAAAUACCCUGUUUCAACGGAAGAGCCAGGAAAGGUAACGUUCUGUCCUGCCUAAUCUUCCAAGAAUGCUAAAAGAAUUAGUGUUUAAUACAGGCAAUAAAAAAAAAACAGUAAAUAAAAAAAAGGAAACAAGGACAAACAAAACCAAAAUACAUAAAACAAGCGAAGACUUGGAAAAAUGCCAUGUGUAGAUAAUACCACAAAUAAAUUUUAGGGAGUAUAUAAAUACGAUGUAAGGAAUUAUACAGAUCUCUGAGGCUCUUGGCUUCAGUCGAUACGUUUUGUGUGUUUGUAUUUUAUUAUUUACCACACAUAACACGAUGACAAUUACAAAAAAUGCAAAAAAUGUAGGAACAAAUGGCAAGGAUACUUAACGGAAACUUUUUAAUUACAUUUUUUCAAAGAUGGCAUAAAAAUUACGGCGACGGAUACAAAAAGUAUUAUUAGAUGGAAAAUUAAAAUAACAACCAAUAUCAAAGAAGUUUACAAAUGUUACAAAUUAAAGAGCUUUUUCCUAAGAUGCUAUCAUCAUUUCAUUUCAUUUCGUCUGUUCAGUUUUAUAUCAGAAAUUCAGCCUUCGGAGGGGUGGGGGGGGGGGUAUUCACUGGCGAAUAAACUGCUAGGCUACUGCGUUGGAAAACGACGCUGCUGGGGCAAUAAUAAUAUAUUUUAUUAUAUUAGGUUUUUAAUAACUAAUUUGAGAAAUAAAUAAUACUAAAGAAAAAACAUGAAAUUAAAAUGAUUAAAAGGCAGAUAUUAGGUUCAGUUGUCAACAAUGUUCAUUUCUCUUAAAAUUUUACAACUGUUGGAAUCUAUUUAUUUAUUUAUUUAUUUAUCACUUAUUUUUGUUUUAAUCUUUAGCAUCCUUUUAUACGCAGAUCAUAAAUUACCUCAAUUUAUACGGGUUUUAAGUUAAAUAGAAUACAUUCUCUGUUUCUGGAAUUAAUUCAGUUAAAAAGCAAAUUAGACAAAGAUCUGGAAUUUCCUCGUUCAAACUGAACUUGCUUCAUCUACUACGUUUAAUUUGCCUCCUUUUUAGAUAAUGUUUAUGCUGUUACUAUUGAAUCUUCAAGGACAACAAAAAGGACUUUCACUCGGCGGAGUCACUGUUAUCAAUAAAUCCCUUUCAUUAACGGUAAAUAUGAUUACAUUGGCUUUCUAUUCAUAUAAUUAUGAUAAUGUUUUGAAAACGAUAUCGAGGUUUGAUACUUUAACCAACUCGGUGUAGGCGCCGUUACACACAACAUAGUAAAUGACAAUUUCCAUCAUAAAUAAAGCCACGCUAAAUUUAACUCAGACCCUCUUUACACGGGUCAGGACACACUAUAUAGAGCUUCCAGUUUAAACCUUAAAAUAAUUUGAUCAAAAAGGGUUAUCUUUUUCAGGACUUUAUUCGUUGCCGCAUAUUUAUAAGACGAACUCACGGUUCGAGGUUGCCUGCUAUAGUGAGAAGUGAUUCCAUUUGCUUUUCUUGAAAUGAAUGGAUGAAAAUUGAUCACUCUUUUUGAUAUAAAAAUCAUGUCUAGUGACACAAAUCAUCAGAUCGUUUUUUUUUUUUGUUUUUUCUUUAAUUUCCGUGUGGAAUAAAAUCUUUAAUUGAUCGAAAUUAGACGUAGAGCUCGCAAUAAACCCAUUUAUACUCUUUCAGGCUUGGUCCAUGCCGGAGAACGUUUAAGAAAUUUAUGAACUAUCGAUCACGCGGCAACCGACUGAACCGAAUGACCGUACGAUUCUCUCCCUGCUCGUAAAGUGUCUUUUCAUCGGUCGGGGAAAACAUUAACACAACAUUGCUCAUCAUUAUUUCCAUUGUUUUAGGUUACGGUAGCAAACCAUUUGGCUUUUAGGGUUAGAAGAGCUGCUACAUGACAUCUCUCCUCGGAAUGACGACAAACAAUAUGGCCGCCAAAUAUAUCCUUUUAGUUUUUAAAAUUCCCCUUUAUUAACAAACGUUAAACAUUUUGACAAACAAACAGUUAAGUUGAAAAAGGAUUUUACAAAAGACUCAAGAGUAGGUCUCCUUUUCUACUUUAACUUGCAAUAUCGGUGAAUUUACGCAACUUUUAAACUUCUGGCUCAGUUUUCGUUUGGUUCUGCUUUGAAAAUGAAAUAAAAAUUACCCAGAGACAAUACAGUGUAAAGAAUUGUUCAGAAAAACAGCAAAAACUUGCCAAUUUAUGACAAAAAAAAGUACUUUAAAAACGAACUAAAACAUUCAAAAUGCUUUGAUCACGUGACUGAUGACGCCAUGUCCCUUUUUUGGUCAUGAGAAAAAAAGUUAUCACGUAGAACAUUACUUUCCUGUAAAUUUUCUCUGCCGACUCUCGGCCCUGGGCCUAGUCUCCCGAUUUUUUCGCUCAUGUUCAUUACCCCCCUUAAAUUUUAAAUACCGGACGUCAAAUGGUUAUUUUUAAAUGCCCCACACAANAUCCUUUUAGUUUUUAAAAUUCCCCUUUAUUAACAAACGUUAAACAUUUUGACAAACAAACAGUUAAGUUGAAAAAGGAUUUUACAAAAGACUCAAGAGUAGGUCUCCUUUUCUACUUUAACUUGCAAUAUCGGUGAAUUUACGCAACUUUUAAACUCCUGGCUCAGUUUUCGUUUGGGUUCUGCUUUGAAAAUGAAAUAAAAAUUACCCAGAGACAAUACAGUGUAAAGAAUUGUUCAGAAAAACAGCAAAAACUUGCCAAUUUAUGACAAAAAAAAGUACUUUAAAAACGAACUAAAACAUUCAAAAUGCUUUGAUCACGUGACUGAUGACGCCAUGUCCCUUUUUUGGUCAUGAGAAAAAAAGUUAUCACGUAGAACAUUACUUUCCUGUAAAUUUUCUCUGCCGACUCUCGGCCCUGGGCCUAGUCUCCCGAUUUUUUCGCUCAUGUUCAUUACCCCCCUUAAAUUUUAAAUACCGGACGUCAAAUGGUUAUUUUUAAAUGCCCCACACAACUAAAACCUCAAAUAUGCUUUUUGCUUUCAACUCGUUAAUGAAAUCUUGUCACAGCAACAAAAACACCUAAUCCGGAAAUAUACUGAUGGUGUUAUUACCUUAGGAGAUAUUUUAUGGCAAACGUUAUCUUGUUAUGGUCUGACAGUCUUCUACGUAUAAAAUUGUCAAAGUUAAAAAGCUUUUUAAAAAAUUGCCUCAAAGGAUUCUGGGAGAUUUUUUAUGAUAACUACUAUUAUUUCAUCUUUUUUUUUUUGUUUUGUUUUUGUUUUGUUUUUUUUUUCAGGUCGCUGGGCUCAUUGUUUCCUACCUAGCGGUGAUCAUGUCAAUGCCAAAAUAAAACCCACAAAUAUGAAAUCACUGGAACAGUAACAACCCAACAGGAGUCAAGCACGAUACUAGACAUUCUUGAAUGAUUUCCUCGCUAUAUUUUGUUUAACACGGCAAAGGAUAUACACCUAACUGCAAUAAAUUUGUCAUAAAAAAAAUAAUAAUGAUAAUAAAAUACUAAAAGGAAAGAAAAGCCGGAAACAAAAAAGAAAGAAAAAUCAAAUUGAAAUUACCUGGCAAAUAACAUAAAAUGAUAUGUACGCCUUUCUUUUCUUUUAUGUCCCCUUUUUUAAUUAUUAUUCUUUUAUUUUAUUCUAUAUUAUAUUAUAUUAUAUCAUAUUAUAUUACAUUAUAUUACUUUAUUUUAUCUAUGACAAUGUUAUUGCAGUAAAAUGCAUGUAUCUAUCAAUUAAAAUAAGAUACCAAAAAAAGAUAAUCACACACACACAUACUCGUGAAAUCGAAGGAUAUUCUUGUGAAAUUUUAUGCUUUGACAUGACGUCUAAGGAGUUGAAGACUUAAGUGAUACAGUUCGUUACUUGCACGUCGACAUUUACCUUAAAAUUACCUCAGUAAUCGCCAAUCAAAUAUUAUGCAACGAUUCCCUUGAUUUAUAAGGUUUUAUGUAAACUAAAUGAGUGCAUUUAAUUAAGUAGAAAUGGCAGGAUCAAGGUGGUUUACUGUUCUAGCCCGCUCUUUUGUUGAUGUCAUUGCUAUUGUAAAACUUUCUAGAUGCGUUAAAAAACUCCAUAAUUUAUCAUUGGACAAGUUACUAUUUAUUGUAAGUCUGCUACCAAAUGUGCAGACAAUAUCCGGUAGUCAUCAUUUCUAACAAAAUUGUGCAAUCACAACGCAAUGACGUAAUGCUAGGUCAUUAUGAAGAUAUUUAAAUUCAUUUAUUAAUCGAACCAAAUGGUCCUUAGAAUAAAAGAAGGAACUGGAACUAUAAAUUUCCUUAAAAGAAGCAUGUGAAAUGAACUCUAACUUUUACUCGGUCACUUGAAAUUCGAACGUGGCUUAAGUUAGUGGCGGAGCUCCGCGCACGCAAGCGGAGCCCCGUAGCCAAAAAUGUAAAACACAAAAUGGUUGUCUAUAAGUCCCAAAAAAUUUGGUAGUCACGUGACCGUAUGCCCCUGCAUCCGCCCGUACACUCUUUGGGGGUAGUUCUAAGUAGACUCUGCAAGGGUGACGGGGAAUCCAAGACAUGCAGCUUCCGUUUGUCUUAGCGAAAGAUUAUCAAGGUGGUGGAAAUUCACCUAGAGGCAGCCAAUGGAGUUUUUCUAGCGUAGAUCUUGAAUUCCGUUUGUUUAACUUAACUAAAAAAACUUUGAAAUAUAUAUUUUUAGGAUGUGCUUUAACCUUGCUCACGUUUUUGGUCACCGUUAUGCUAGCUGUGAAAAUUAAAAUAUUAUUAAAUAUUAAAAUACCGUAUUUUUUAAGGCUAUAAGGUAAACUUAAAUUAAUUAUAGGGUAUUUCUUGAUUUCUAUGACAACUAUAUAUGCUGUGUUGAUAAAGAGAAAAACAUAAAUAUAUAAAUAAACAGAGAAAGCCAGAGCGAUUUUAAUUAAAAUUCACUUUUGAUACCUCUAUUCACAGCAAGUAUAAGGAAAUGAAGAUUUCAAUGUAAUGAAUUCCUUUUGUGAACCCUGGGGAGGAUUUAAAUUAUUGAGCUGUUAAAAAACUUUUAACAUAUUUUUUUCUCGUUUAAUUGGUCAUCACCAAGUCUUAGACUGAAAUCGAAGUAACUUUUAUAAAUACAAAAGGGAAAUCUGCCAAUCUUCUUCAAGCUGGAGUCGUUGAAAUGACCGAUAGGUGAAUAAUAACGUAAAGAACCAUCAAAUGAAUUAAAAACAGGGACAAAAUUAAUUAAAAAUUAAAAUCCGUUGGCUUCCGUCCUGCAAAGCAUAAAGAAAACACGAUUCAAUUAUUUUUACUCGGAUCUGCUGAGGCUUUUCUCAAGCGAAAUCAUGUCAUUUCCAGUAGAACCUGAUCGACAUCAACAAUCCAAUCCCGGAAAUUUUCUCGCGCCAAAUCCAGGACCUAACCCCGAUAUAAGCCCUGCAAUAUUGUUUGAGUCAUUUCAAAAUGAAGAAGUCAACCAGGGACUGCUACAAGCGGUAGAAGCAACAUACAGACCGCUCCUAAAGUUGAUGAAGGUCUUUGGGUUAUAUUUUGAGGAUGUGUCUUUAAGACGUGUAGGACAAAACUCUUCCCCCCAAUCUACAAGUUUCAAACACAAGGGUUACAUCUCAAGAAUUUACUGUGGCUUUGUCGUUACUGGUUUGUGGUUUCAUGUUUUUGUUCCUUUGGUGAGUGUCUUUCUUGAACCUAGACCCUAUCUCUUCCUGCUGUUCGUAAUAUGGCAUCUUUUAGCUGCCCUCGUAGUUACGAUCUGCUUGAUUGUACUUCCUUUAAGGCGAACGAGCAACUCUCGUUUUCAAAUCUUUCUCUCUAAAGUCAUUAAAAUCAAGACAAACACUGUAAACCUUAAAAAGGCAAAAGCCAAAGGACGGAAUCACUUGAUUCUAUUUUCUUGCUUUUUUGUAUGUUCUAUUGCUGGUACGAUUGUAAUGGAUAAAGUUGUGGAUAUUAACAUGGCAAGCUAUAAACCAUGGUAUGCAUGGUAUGGGUUUAGGAUAACGGCGGUGGCCUUUAUCAUCAUUGGCUGUGGUAUUUGGGUGCUGCCACUUAUUUUUUUCUGCCUCUCAUGCUUAAUCAUGGAAGCUCUUUUCGAUGACCUUUACACACAAAUGCCGGUCAUGGAAUUUACAGAGCUGAAGAAAAGGCUUAAGGAGCUUUGCGAGGUAGUUGAGCUGGCUGACCGCAUGUUUUCGCCCCUUUUUAUCGUAACCGUUGGUCUGUAUAUCACAAUCAUGUGUUUCAAUUUCUACCACAUUGUCAAUUUACCUCAGGGAAAUCCCUUUGUGUUUCUUUCUGUUACCUUGUUCUGGGUCUUGGUUACAGCUGCACUUUUGGCAAUAAUUAUGGUGCUCGGAUCAACAAUCAACGAAAAGGUACGCAAAGAACUGAUGAUGGCUUAUACAUGUACGAGUGAUGUAGUCUCUUUCAUAAUAAAAAAAAUAAUAAUAAAUUGAGGUUGUUCACUCCAUUGAGGUUCAACGGCCUCUAAGUAGAUAUUAAAUUUAAAGACAUAAUGGAGAUAAUGUAACAGUAAGUGAUAUUUCUAUGGCUAUGGUCAGUUUUGAUAGGCGUACGUAUUACACGUGAAAAGUCCUUAUUUCCUCUCGUUUGUUUUAAAAACAUAAAGUCGGAGAUAUUCAUUUAUAUUUUGCGUGGUUUUGUAAUAAAACAAUUAUUACAAUCGCCCUUGUUUGAUACGAUGUUUAUUAUCAACCAUCUCGGUGCAUCUAUCAUCUCGUAUCGAAUGUGUGCUCGAGGAAUAACUGUUAAUUAUUCAUGACUGACUUUGGGUGGACAGCGGCACAACAGAUGAACUGAUUUGCCCUUCUUUUGAUAGUUUUCUUAUUACCAACGUAGCUAUGUAAGUUAAACUCGAAAUUUAAUUCAGGAAAAUAAAUUCAGCUAAAGGUCGGAGUGGGUCUGAAACUUGGAAAUGAUGGAUUGUGUUUCCAUGACUUGACUUACCAGUUACGCUUUUUCUGUUAUCCUAAACUUAUUGGUCUUUUACACAGGUAGAAGGUAUUCAACAGGUUCUGCAAACAUUGCCUGUUUCAAGCGAGGAGCCAGGAAAGGUAAAGAUGUAU
Messenger RNA from Porites evermanni, 11608 nucleotides. NCBI's taxonomy places the organism in Eukaryota, Metazoa, Cnidaria, Anthozoa, Scleractinia, Poritidae. The record is from the annotation of a GenBank genome assembly.